Molecule: messenger RNA, 3243 nt
Organism: Stylophora pistillata
Lineage: Eukaryota; Metazoa; Cnidaria; Anthozoa; Scleractinia; Pocilloporidae
Source: RefSeq, a predicted model, not a curated record
CAAGAAAUACACAAGUAAAGAUGUCUCAAUGUUUGUAGAGCUUCUAUUGCUCUUUUUUUUUCUUCUUGCUUUUGAUUAUUAGGGACUAGCCAUUAUCUAAUCCUACCGUGUAACUGUGACUGAAACAACCACUUGGCCAUGGAAGGUCCUGGUACGAGUGCACUACACCCACGGGGCCGUUUUCUUUUUCACCUCUGACCGGCUAGCGGUGCCUAAGGCCUCAAACGUAUUCGUAAGAGAAGAAAUGCCCUUACCGAAGGCCAUAUAAGAAGGACCCUAGGCUGAACCUCUUUAUAUAUUGCAAAACCUGAAACGCUCCUAUGAUGUUCUCACAUUUACAUGCAUAUGGCAAAUCAACGGAGGCGUGGACCACGAAACGUCUCAGUGAACGUAUUUUAAAGUUGUUGUUGUUGUUUUUGUUGUUUCCAAAUGUUGUGCGGCUUUUCGAUCCACGAUCAAAAUAAACAACCUCAACAAAUUUGGCUUAAGAAAAGCAAUUAGCAGGGAUUUAGAUGUGAAAACUUGGCAAACUUUCAAAGUAAUGAUGCACUGUUAUUUAUACUACUCAGUAGAAAAGAAAUUAAUUAAGUUUCCAGUUGUAACUCAACGCUGCUCACACAUUGAGUAAUCAGUGAAUUUAGAUUAAGACUCGGGCUCAUUCAACAAUAUUUACAUCGCCUUUGGAGUAUAAUUGAUAAAUACUGUCAUGCACGUUUUCCGUAGUAAAAUAUGUUGCAACAUGUGGAGAAAGAUUUUCUCGCCUGACAAAAUAUUCACGGCCUCCAAAGCUGGUGGACAGCAUCUUUGAAGUUUGGCGGCGCUUGCAAAAAUUUUGGUCGGCUAAAAGAAUCGUUCGCACCAAAACUGGCUUGAUGUUGACAGUUUUUCGUUUGCUAAUCAACUUUCAUUUUAUCGCGCGUAGUGCGAUAUGAAUAUUUUCUGACGUCAGACCUUAGUUGACAGAUUUGACGGGAGACUGGCAAAAAACAGGUGUUGAUUAAAACGCUUUUGGCUUAGUAAGGUCCCUUCACCUCAAAACCAUGUUAAAUUCAUGCCGAUGGAUGGGUAAAAGGCCAAUGCAGCGUAGAUGUAGGCACCCUGCCUUUAUCUCCUUGAUUAUUUUGUUUAGUACAUGUAUUCUGGGAUCACUCUUGAUUACUUCGCAACCUACACGUGGCGUUCGCUUGCAAGAAUCAGACCUGCGCCAUCCAGUGCCUUACAAGAAGUUAGGAAAGUGUCAAAAUACUCCAGACGGCGUCAUCGACUGCCCAGACAUUCGUCAAUUGGGUUCAACGCAACUUCGUAGAGCUCAGUUGGUGCUUACAAGAAUUCUGCGAAUCUUUGAUCUCAUUUCUAAAAAGUACAGUAUAAAAUACUGGUUGACUAGAGGCAGUCUUCUCGGAGCGGUCAGACAUGGCGGCCACAAUCCAUUCGACGAUGACAUAGAUAUCUGCAUUCCCAAAGCAGACUUUGAAAGGUUUGUCAAAUAUGGCCUGAAAGAACUUCCAGGUGAUAUAUUUUUCCAAACAGAAGACACCGACAUGUAUUACAAAAUUCCGCCACAUAGUGGAAUGUUGGGGAAACUUCGCGACACAAAAAGCUGUUAUAAGUAUUGUCUUCAUAACGGCUGUAAGUUUGCGGACGGUUUACAAAUUGACAUGCUUGUAUUGGACACGGACUCUGAUGGUAAUUUUUUGAACCUGUUCAGUCAUUCCUCGUGGUUCUUAAGAAGGUUCAUCUACGGGCCGAUAAAAAUAAAACGGACCGAUAUUUUCCCUUUGAUUGAGGUGAAUUUCGACGGGUUUGCAAUACCAGCACCGCGUGAGUGGAGAAAACUUUUGACUUCAUCUUACGGUGAUUUUACGAAAAUACCAUACAAAAAACCAUUGGCGCACCAAAUAACAGAUGCCUUGCGAAGUUGUGAAGAGAUAAAAAAUUAAAACUCUGACUUAAAAUAAAAUCCGCGGAGCUCCAAGUUUAAUGUUUAAACUUAAUUUCGCUUCGCCUGAAUUUUGUAGUUUAUAUUAAUUCUGUAGCAUUUACACUAGUUGACGUAUCUAAUGUGUCGGUCAUAAAUUAUUAAAAGUUUUAAAAUAGAUUUCAUCGGAAAACUGCCAGAAUUUAACAUUUCCUAACACUUUAUGAAGAAACGAUUUCCACUAAAAAGAACAAACAUAUCGAAGUUUAGAGUUAAGAACUUUUUCUAAAUUAACGUGAGAAAUGACGGAACUGCAUUAAGGUAGUUAAUUACAAACAAAAAAUUAAGCAAAUGCUCUUUAAACUGACAAAGGUUGAUGUUUCGGCUUAUUCAUUAUUCAUUAUUCAUUUCGUUUUUGUGUAACCUCCCGACUUGACAGCUAAUCCAUAUGAAAAAUGGCGUAUAUUUGUUUGAACUUCGAGCUUUGGCAAACAGUGACACGGAAAUUACAAAUGGUUUCAGCGUAGAAGUUUAUCUUGUAUCAAACGAAGUCGAUAACGGAAAAUAUUUCCAUUGUUUGGACCAUCUUAGUAGCAACACCAGACUAUCGACAGUCUCACUUUAUAAAUUCAUAAAUUACCCUCAUGCAAAUCUUCUCAAAAAUGAGAAGAUGUUGAAUAUAUCUCCAAAUUGAACAUUUCACAGCGAAGCGGCAUAACCUUUCGAAUAAUUUUCUUUCCUAGAGCAUAAAGAAUAAAUGUUAUUUUUUUGAAUGAAGAGGAUGCUUCAUUCGUCAAAAAAUGCCUUAAUCACCUUUUCGUUUUCGAAGUCAGCCUGAAUUGGCAAAUUUGUCGUCCCCUUUCCCUACCCCGCGGAGGUGUAAUGUUGGCCAAAGCCUCAUUAAUACAUACAAUUAUUCAGUUUGAUUUUGAAAUGUUUUUCUUUCGGAAGUUACCAAUUUCUAAAAAAGAAACACUCGACAGUAGAGCAGUUAUGUGCUUUUAUCACGCGCUGCAUGACAACGCGAACUAACACCUGCAACUGAAACAAAUUUUAAUAGUACAGAAAAAUAGCGGGUGGCGUCAAAAUAAAAUGGUCUCCUGCUUAAGAUAAUUAGCAUAAAUUUUCCAAUAGGUUUGAUCAUUGAUGGAGUAUCAAGAAAAAGAAGUUUCGCAACAGUAUUGAAAAACGAAAUGGUACACAGAAGCCUUUUCUUUUGUGCGUUUUUCAGUCGAACAAAGGCACGCGCGAAGUGCAAAUUCUUUAAGUUUCAUCUGUCGGAGGGUGGGGAGGGAGGGGGCAAAUGACAAAAACAAAAACAAAAA